AUGAACCUCGAAACCACCAACGCGCAGGACGCGCGGGUAGAGGCGCUAUGGAGGACGCUGGACACACGGAGGCAGGGGCAUCUGGAUCUCAAUGGGCUCAAGAAGGGACUGCGCAAGAUGGACCACCCCCUUAAAAAUGCAGACAACCUCCUUAAAGACGUAAUGAAGAGCGUGGACGCAGACGGCAACGGGGAGAUAUCUUACAACGAGUUUCGCUCGUUUGUCAAGCAGACCGAGCACGAGCUGUGGCGGCUGUUCAAGAGCAUAGACCACAACAAUGACGGGAAGCUGGAGAAGGGCGAGUUGCAAACGGCAUUUUUGCACGCCGGCCUUGUAGUGCCCAACUCGAAGCUGGAUCAGUUCUUCAAGGAAGUCGACUCCAACAACGACGGGGCCAUUAGCUUCGAUGAAUGGCGCAAUUUUCUGCUUUUCAUCCCCAGCGACGCGCCGAAUCUGCGACAGGUUCUGUCCUACUAUUCAUCCACGGUUCAAAUGACAGCCGAGGGCGAUGUCGCCAUCAAUGACCAAACAUUCAACGGCUUAGGUAGCGUCCUCCAGCUUUUCUUUGGCUCGCUCAUUACCAUCGCAAAAUCCCCGAAACCUCUUCCGUUAGAAGGCCAAACCAAUACGUCUUCAUUAAUGAUUGGGGCAAGACCGUCUACCGUGCAGCAGCAGCUUGCUCUCCCGCCCGAAGUAGACCAGGCUGACGCCUCGUUUACGAUCGAGGACGAAUCCCAUGGGACGCUAUGGUCAUCGCAUGUGAAGCCGAUGCUGAUUUCUCUUGUCCCAAAUCCAGGCUACUUUGUGGCGGGAGGCCUAGCUGGCAUCGUCUCGCGUACAACCACCGCGCCCCUCGAUCGACUGAAAGUGUACCUCAUUGCGCAGACUGGGGCCAAAGCGACGGCCGUUGAGGCGGCGAAACAGGGAGCGCCAAUCAAAGCAGUUUCACAUGGUGUUUCCUCUCUGGCAAUUGCGCUGAAAGAGCUAUGGGCUGCCGGUGGCAUGCGUAGUCUUUACGCAGGCAACGGUUUGAACGUUGUGAAAGUGAUGCCAGAAUCCGCAGUCAAGUUUGGUGCUUUCGAAGCUUCUAAACGUGUUUUUGCCAAAAUCGAGGGUCACGACAAUACAAGGGACAUCCAUACCUACUCAAAAUUCUUGGCAGGCGGCUUCGGAGGCAUGGUUUCGCAGUUCGUUGUUUAUCCUCUGGACACAUUAAAAUUCCGGAUGCAAUGCGAAACCGUCUCGGGAGGACUUCACGGCAACAAGCUCAUCAUCGCUACGGCAAAGAAGAUGUGGGCUCACGACGGCAUGCACUCAUUCUACCGCGGGCUUCCUAUGGGCCUGAUGGGCAUCUUCCCCUACGCCGCCAUUGACCUAGGCACCUUCGAGUAUCUCAAGCGUGCCUUCACGACGUACAACGCAAAGAAGCGCCGCUGCCACGAAGAGCAAGCCGAGCCGGGCAACCUAGUAACAGCGGCGAUUGGGGGUUUCAGCGGCGCGUUCGGCGCCAGUCUCGUGUACCCGCUGAACCUGCUCCGGACGCGGCUGCAGAGCCAAGGAACCGUGCUGCACCCGCGCACGUACACGGGCAUCGCAGACGUCACCCGGCAGACGAUCAACGGCGAGGGCGUGCGCGGCCUCUUCAAGGGCUUGACGCCUAACCUCCUGAAGGUUGUCCCCGCCGUCUCCAUCACCUACGUCGUUUACGAGCAAGCAAAGAAGAGUCUCCAGCUCCACUGA
This is a messenger RNA of Aplosporella prunicola CBS 121167, 1740 nucleotides long. RefSeq lists its product as uncharacterized. Gene Ontology annotation, biological process: transmembrane transport. The transcript is spliced from 6 exons. Gene Ontology annotation, molecular function: calcium ion binding; ATP transmembrane transporter activity. The record is from RefSeq and is a predicted model, not a curated record. The coding region runs from base 1 to 1740 and encodes 579 amino acids. Lineage: Eukaryota; Fungi; Ascomycota; Dothideomycetes; Botryosphaeriales; Aplosporellaceae.